AUGGCGUCUGCACUUAAGGAAUCCGUCCCGAGGGACAAGUGGUGGGAAUGGAGGUGGUUUUCUCCCGACGACACAAAGGAAGAGAGGCGCCUGAUCACCAAGAUUGACCUCCUCUUGGUGCCCUACUCCGUCCUCGGGUAUUGGGUCAAAUAUGUCGACCAAUCGAACUUGAACAACGCCUACGUCGCCGGCCUGAAGGAGGAUCUCGGCUUCUACGGCAACGAACUCGUCCAGCUCCAGACUCUGUUCACUCUGGGAUCGGUGCUUGGCCAGAUCCCCUUUCUGUGA
This is a messenger RNA of Colletotrichum higginsianum IMI 349063, 288 nucleotides long. Its product is annotated as Vitamin H transporter. Gene Ontology annotation, cellular component: membrane. The record is from RefSeq and is a predicted model, not a curated record. The coding region runs from base 1 to 288 and encodes 95 amino acids. The transcript is spliced from 2 exons. Gene Ontology annotation, molecular function: transmembrane transporter activity. Lineage: Eukaryota; Fungi; Ascomycota; Sordariomycetes; Glomerellales; Glomerellaceae.